Messenger RNA from Notolabrus celidotus (New Zealand spotty), 2332 nucleotides. It is a transcript of the gene dcaf7, whose product is annotated as ddb1 and cul4 associated factor 7. The record is from RefSeq and is a predicted model, not a curated record. Gene Ontology annotation, cellular component: nucleus. NCBI's taxonomy places the organism in Eukaryota, Metazoa, Chordata, Actinopteri, Labriformes, Labridae. The transcript has 7 exons. Gene Ontology annotation, molecular function: protein binding. The coding region runs from base 259 to 1287 and encodes 342 amino acids.
CACCGGAAGUGACCCUGCUAGUUGUUCUCUUGACAGCUCUCCUGGUCUUAACGAGCGAUGCCACUCUUUGUUAAGUAAAGUGGCGACAGAUCAGUCUUCAGACCCAGCUCAGGUGAAUUAAAUGGUCAAUUUGGUUGUCGCUGAUGAACUGAGCCUCUGUGAGUUUAGUAACUGGAGACAGUUUCCCUCCACGGAUACUUAUUCCGUAGUUAGCUAACGUUAGCCUGUUAGCUUCAGACAGCAGCUGCAGCUCGGAGGAUGUCUCUCCACGGGAAGAGAAAAGAGAUCUACAAGUACGAGGCUCCAUGGACCGUGUACGCCAUGAACUGGAGCGUCCGCCCGGACAAACGCUUCCGUCUGGCUCUGGGGAGCUUCGUGGAGGAAUACAACAACAAGGUUCAGCUGGUGGGUCUGGAGGAAGAGAGCUCAGAGUUUGUCUGCAGGAACACAUUUGACCACCCUUACCCCACAACUAAGAUCAUGUGGAUCCCAGACACCAAGGGGGUGUACCCGGACCUGCUGGCCACCAGUGGGGACUACCUGCGCAUCUGGAGGGUCAGCGACACAGAAACACGCCUUGAAUGUUUGCUGAACAACAACAAAAACUCAGACUUCUGUGCUCCCCUCACCUCCUUUGACUGGAACGAAGUCGACCCCAAUCUGCUCGGCACAUCAAGCAUCGACACCACCUGCACCAUCUGGGGGUUGGAGACCGGUCAGGUGUUGGGACGAGUUAACCUGGUGUCCGGACACGUGAAGACUCAGCUGAUUGCUCAUGACAAAGAGGUGUACGACAUCGCGUUCAGCCGUGCAGGAGGAGGAAGAGAUAUGUUUGCCUCUGUGGGAGCUGAUGGAUCCGUCCGCAUGUUUGACCUCAGGCACUUGGAGCACAGCACCAUUAUUUAUGAAGACCCCCAGCACCACCCACUGCUCCGCCUCUGCUGGAACAAGCAGGACCCCAACUACUUAGCUACAAUGGCCAUGGACGGCAUGGAGGUGGUUAUCCUGGACGUACGUGUGCCUUGCACCCCGGUGGCUCGGCUGAACAACCAUCGCGCAUGUGUGAACGGCAUCGCCUGGGCCCCUCACUCCUCAUGUCACAUCUGCACUGCAGCCGACGACCACCAGGCUCUGAUAUGGGACAUCCAACAGAUGCCCCGGGCGAUCGAGGAUCCCAUCCUGGCAUACACCGCCGAAGGAGAGAUCAACAACGUGCAGUGGGCCUCCACGCAGCCCGACUGGAUCGCCAUCUGCUACAACAACUGCCUGGAGAUCCUGCGUGUCUAAAAAACCCACGAACACUUCAUGAAGGAGAGGAGGAGUGUCGUUUCAGAGUUGGACUUAAUUUUCAGUCCUCGUUACGCUGCUUCGAGUAGAAGGAUGAGGUCACAAGUGAACUUUCUGAACGUGUUUGGAGUCCGACACACCUGCUCCACAAUAACCUGGUUUACAUUUUUCUCUGCAUCUCUUCCCUCCAUUGUUCUUUAUUAAACGUGUUAGAGCUCUUAUUUAUUUUGCUCACAAAGGUAGUGUUCAUCUGCACCUGCACCACGGCUGUAAGAAGCUUCGAGCAGUCGUCUCAGUUUUUAUACUUGUUGGUGUGAUUUCAGCCAGCUGUGAGAUUAUCAUGAAGGGUUUCGAUGUUGUGUUCAGCUGUUUGUUUGUAAAGGUUGAUACAAACUGCCUGUAGGUGGCUGAAGAAGACCUCUCUAAUAAGUAGGAUUAUGUUGUAGCCCCGUGUGGACUCAUGAGAUCAGUACCUCCUAGUCUUGUUUACCCCUGUGGUAUUUUUUUAUCAAAAUGCUGUGUGUCCAGUUUGAUAGUAUGGAGCCUCAGACUCGUGACAUGUGCAUUUAUUUUGAUUGUAAAAUAACCUGAGAGGGAUUCAUAAAGUCACUGCAGUGGUGUCAUCAUACAGUGUGUUGUAGUCUGGCUGGUGAUGCAGUGAUGUACAGCAACACUCACAAACCUACCAGAGCAAUGUCGACAGCCUUUUUAGCUCAAACUUUACUCUCUUCUUCUUCUUCUUCUUUCUUCUUUUGUAGAAAAUUGUGCUUGGAGAAAGCUGCGUUUUCUUUGUGUUAGAGUGAGCUGUGAACUGGGAGUAGAAUGAACCACCUUCACUGACUGUGUCUGCCUCUUUUUCUUUGUUGUUUUCAAUUAUUAAAGGGUCAUGUCCUUGUAGCAUGCCAUUACAAGGCAAAAUGUACAUACAUAUAAAUAUAUCAACUUCAGAUGUUGGUAAGCCAAGUGUUCAUGUCGUAGCUUUUUCAUAAAGUUUAUUAUUGAAUUUGCUCUAAUAAAUUGUAUUCCUCCAUGUCCUAGGAACAAA